Molecule: messenger RNA, 1699 nt
Organism: Scleropages formosus (Asian bonytongue)
Lineage: Eukaryota; Metazoa; Chordata; Actinopteri; Osteoglossiformes; Osteoglossidae
Gene: actmap
Product: actin maturation protease
Exons: 7
Coding region: 260-1147 (295 amino acids)
Source: RefSeq, a predicted model, not a curated record
CGUAACAUCGGUGUCAUCGGUUCUUCUUCCUUUUUAUAAGGAAUUAUAAGAGAGGAUUUAAGUAUGAUAUCCGGCAUAAUUAGCUCGUAGCGAGUAUUGGAAUCUAUGAAAAUGUAUGGCUGAAUGGUAAAAGUUAAUUUGUGAUUAUGUAAAUGUGUUAUCGAAGACAGAUAACCUUAUAUGGAAAGGAUACGAAGAGCCUGUGUUCGUUCGGUUUGGAAAGCGCGUCCAGGCCACAGUAGUUUGGAAACAGGAAGGAAUGACAAGCGAGCAUCCGGCAUUGCUUCCACCUCCUCCUCCUCCUCCCUGUCCAGCUCUGGCAUGGCCAGCGGCUCCUCUGUGGCCCAGCAAGAAGAAGCUGUACCAGGCCAUCGCGGAAGGACGCUCCGCUGUAGAGGGAGACCACGAGGAGGCCCGCCUCGUGCUCGUUAAAAGAGAGAGCAGUUUCAGGAAACACCUGCAGUGGGUGCUCUUCAACAAGUAUGUCCCUUCCCUCAUCCAGGAUGGACCCCAGUGUGGCCUGGUUGCCUUGUGGAUGGCAGCCCAUCUGCUGCAAUCCCCCACAGAGCUAUCCAUAGAGAGGAUAGUGAAGGUAGCGAAGGAAAGAGGGUACACUGCUCAAGGGGAGAUCUUCUCAGCCCAUGACAUGGCUUUGCUGGCCGAGGAGAUGUGUGGCUGCCGUGCGGAGCGACUGACAGGAGGUAUGAGUGGGCCCAACUUUGGCCUCAUCCUGAAACACCUUGCCAGCGGAAAGCCAGUUCUCAUUCCCUAUGAUGAAGACUUCAACCACGAGCCAUGUCAGCGCCGUGGCCAUAGAGCUCACUGGGCUGUGGCUUCAGGGAUACUGCUGGCCCUGAAAGAGGGAUGUCUGAAUAAGGAGGAGUUCCAGCCAGAUCCUGUGGUCCCCUGGCUCCUGUUGCCUGGUGACAGCCCUGCCUGCCCCAUGGAGGGGAUCCAGGAUGCAUUUGUUCUUGCAAAGCAGGGCAAGAGCCUACAUUACCAGCUGUUGGGCUUGGAAAAGCUGGCACAGAGCAAUGCUCAACUGAAGGAGAUGGAUCCCAAGCGUGCUGCAGAUGGUUCUGUUUACAUACUACCCCAAGGGGGGAUGGAAGUGGGACUGGCAGGACAGGUGGUCCUCCUACACUGAGAUGGCCUGAAGAAAUGACAUUUAAACUCCUACCUCUAGAACAGCUGCUCUGCUGCUUCCCAGGCUAAAUUUUUGUUUACUCACCAAGAUUGUUUCAUAAGAUAGUGGAGAGAAGCUAAAAAAGACUGAGGAGCAGGCAGGAAAGAGCACAGUCUGCUCUUAUACAAAGGAUGAGUUUGCUUGGUGUGAAAGAACUGAAAUGGAAGUACAGCCAGUGCCUGCAGAAGUUCUGUGAUCGUAGGUGGUGAAGCAGUGCAGGAUCUCAGCCAGAGAGCAAACAGGAAGCCCUUUUUGAGUGCCUUAAGCUCUUGUCAUGGGUAUCUUCAUGUAUUGUGUGUUAUGCAGCACAUCUGAUGCAAUAGAUAAAAAUGGUGGCAAGGUUUUUUCUCUUUUUUACUAAAUAAAAAAAAAAAAAUGGAAUGGCUCUUGCAGCUUGCUCAUAUCUUUCACUACUUAGCAAUUAACCGUGGCUAAAACUUCCUUCCGACAGUACUACCAGAAUUAAAUGAAAGUUGUAACGUUCGCCCCUGUAAAAAUUCACUGCAAAAUAGA